GCGAUCUCGCGGUGUUUCACUCUCCUCGCUGCUUAAUUCGCGUUACAUAACAUACAUAACUGAGUUUCCCUGCUCUGCUCUCAUCUACGCCAUGGACUACAGCAACGAGGCCACGAAUACCGCCGCGGCGCAACCUUACGGCCGCUCCAUGUCGCCACCGUCGCGUGUGUCGUCGUGCUCGCCGCCCCCUGUGUUCCCGCUGAUGGGCAACGCGCCGUCGUCGCCGCCGACCAUCGUCCUCAGCCCGUGCGCGGCGUGCAAGGUCCUCCGCCGCCGCUGCGCCGACGGCUGCAUGCUGGCGCCCUACUUCCCGCCGACCGAGCCCGCCAAGUUCACCACCGCCCACCGCGUCUUCGGUGCCAGCAACAUCAUCAAGCUCCUCCAGGAUUUGCCGGAGAGCUCGCGGGCGGAUGCGGUGAGCAGCAUGGUGUACGAGGCGGAGGCGCGGCUGCGGGACCCGGUGUACGGGUGCGCCGGGGCGGUGUGCCGGCUGCAGAAGGAGGCCAACGAGCUCAAGGUGGACCUGGCGCGAGCGCAGGCCGACCUCCUCAGCAUCCAGACACAGCACGCCAACCUCCUUGCCCUCGUCUGCGUCGAGUUUGCUGCCAACCACCGAGGCGACCAGCAGCACCAGCACCAGCCACCUCCACUGGCGGACCAGCUGAACAGCAUCGGUGGUAGCGGCGGCGGCGCCCUGUACCAACAGCUAUACGAUUCCGACUUGGACUCGGCGUCGUGGGAAGAGGCCCGGCAGCUCUGGACCUGAGCGUGCCGGCUAGUCGGCUACAGCACACUUAAUCACUACUAGACGUAGUACUAUUUAUUUACUUAUUAUAACGUAAAAACUUGUAUACUGUACGCUAGAUGUUCCGGCAGUCUCGUCGGAAACGCAUUGUACUACUCGGUCGCUGGGUUACAAUCUCACAAUCGUGGAUCGUGUACAUGGUGCAUUGAUCCUCUGCAACCGCCACGAUUGCGCUGUACCCGGCAAAUAUUCCUGCUCGUCCAA
Hordeum vulgare subsp. vulgare (domesticated barley) is the source of this 1009-nucleotide messenger RNA. Its product is annotated as LOB domain-containing protein 1. The record is from RefSeq and is a predicted model, not a curated record. Bases 92 to 766 code for a protein of 224 amino acids. The transcript is spliced from 2 exons. NCBI's taxonomy places the organism in Eukaryota, Viridiplantae, Streptophyta, Magnoliopsida, Poales, Poaceae.